Paramuricea clavata is the source of this 1470-nucleotide messenger RNA. The record is from the annotation of a GenBank genome assembly. Lineage: Eukaryota; Metazoa; Cnidaria; Anthozoa; Malacalcyonacea; Plexauridae.
AUGGAGGACUUCAAGGACUACGAUGACAUUGAGUUGGAGGAGAUGGAGAAGAAGUAUCCUCAAUAUGACGACCUCAAUUAUGAUGAUCUAACAACAGCUUUUAGUAGGUUAGAUACAAAGGUGAAGGGAGAGGCUAUGUAUGGUGAUGACCCUAUAACGAUAACCAAUCUUGGAAGUGAACUAGACUAUGUAAGGAAUCUCAUGGAGAGACGUGCAAUAGAAGAAACAACUUUCACCGAAGGAAAUGAUGGUACAGUGAACAUUUCAGGUCCAUCAGGAAGCACAACCGUCCCAGGAGUCGACUUCGUGGAAGACCCAAACAAUUUACUUACGGAUGUGCUAGAUGUAUUUGAUGAUUCAUUUGACACUGAUUGGUUCAAUAUAGAGAAACGUCUGAGUAAACUAAAAAAGUUCUCAGAAGACCGACUCACAGCAAGUAAGAAAAGAGACUUUGAAAACCAUGUAGAACGUGUUCAUGCUGUCACAAGAGUUAUCAAGGGAAAGGAGGGACUGAUACUAGACCCUAAGUAUAAAUAUGUCAGGGAACUCAUAAAGCGAUCAUCUGUCAGAACACUCAAUGAUGGCACAGAGGUGUUGGUAUUUAGAAGUGAACAAGGUAUUGACAAAAGUGGGACACAGAUAAUGAAACGUGGUAAGACCAGCAAACCUGUGUACUCCAAGAACUCCAUUGCAUUGAGAGAAUAUAAGAACCUUAUAAAGAAAAUAAAAGAGGUACCUACGGAUCCCGACAAUAUAAUUGGAAGUGAUGAAUCAAUUUACGAGGAUACUAGAGAAGAGCCCCAGCUUGAUACCAGUGAUGAGGAAUUCGCUGACCGCGAGGACAUUGAGUUAAUAGACAUAGGUGCAAAACUAGGAGACCUUCCAGGGCUAACAAUGCAAGAAAACAAUGAACUGAGGGGUGUUCUUAACCCACCUGAGGGAUCAGAUUUACAUAGCAGAACAGGUCCCAAUGGAUCAUUGCAAAUACAAGCGGAUUACUUUGAUGAAGCUAUUGGUAGAACUGUAGAGCAAGCCACUGAAGCUGAGGGUACAACUGAGUACAAUGCUCUCCUAGAAAGAAUUGAUAGUCUAAAGGAAGCUAGAGAUCGAACCCUAGAACAGAGAGUAUUAGAGGAAUCCAGAGAGGCGCAGAAGAUAUUUAAGUUUGUGAAAUGGUUAGGGGAGGAGAAGGUGGGUCUAACUGGAAUAGCAAUAUCAACAGCAGGUCUACUAACAACUCUUCUUAUUCAUGCCCGGGGAGUCAUUGUGAAGACAGCAAAUACCACAAGUAAGCUUGUAAAAGCAUUAGCAAAUUUAGCAAAGAAAGCAGGGCCACUCCUGGUUCCAUUUCUGAAUGUCCUCGCGUCAGCUCUCAAAUGCGGUGCUAAAGGUGUAGCAUGGUUAGCGUCACACUUAUGGGUAUUAGUUGUAGCAACUAACCUACUUGUGUACAACAAUUACAGCAAGUAA